CUUGAUGCUACUACCGCAGCAAGCAUAUUCGAGACUUUGAAGUCAAAUGAUAGACGAGAUGAAGUGAUGGACGCAUGCAAACAUAAAAUUACCGCAAUUGUGGUUCGAAAUUUUCUUGCAGAGGUUUUGGAGGACUUUGAUGUCGAAGAAGGCGUCACUCCAGCGACUCCAAGAAAGCCCACCAAGAUUUUUGAUUUGAAGAAAGAAGCUGUAGAGCAUCUUUUUACGCUUAAUGCGUUAGCCCCGGGAAUGGCAAAACCGCAAGAAAGCUCAUCUAUAUCGAGCAACGGCAAUAUGGCUUCCGUCCAUUUUGAGUUUGAUCGCACAGUAGAAUUGGAAGCCUUUCGUGUUGCCAUCACCGCGGCGUUGGCGUGGGAUAUAGCCCGGAUGAAGCGAAGACAACCGACAACCGACAACCGACAGCCUUUACUAUACGACUCAAUGUCGUCUGCGGCCAACACUUCGUUUUCGACGUGGAGCAAGAAACGCAGCCUCUCGGCGGGUACUCUCCAAAGCCUUUUUUGGUACGUUUUCAUCCAGCAGGGGCCGGGACGCUAA
Molecule: messenger RNA, 558 nt
Organism: Seminavis robusta
Lineage: Eukaryota; Bacillariophyta; Bacillariophyceae; Naviculales; Naviculaceae
Source: the annotation of a GenBank genome assembly